Callorhinchus milii (elephant shark) is the source of this 3844-nucleotide messenger RNA. Its product is annotated as acyl-CoA dehydrogenase family member 10. Bases 278 to 3469 code for a protein of 1063 amino acids. NCBI's taxonomy places the organism in Eukaryota, Metazoa, Chordata, Chondrichthyes, Chimaeriformes, Callorhinchidae. The transcript is spliced from 22 exons. The record is from RefSeq and is a predicted model, not a curated record. Gene Ontology annotation, molecular function: oxidoreductase activity, acting on the CH-CH group of donors; flavin adenine dinucleotide binding.
UCGGAGCGCGGGCGGGGAGAGUGACGCGCAACAUGGCGUCAGGCCUCAGGGAACCCUCUGCCCCGCGAUAACAGCCUGAGGUUAAACCCACGAGAUCCCGCGACCGACACCGGGGAGCGGUCGGUGUGUGUGGGGAUUAUUGUUAUGAUAACUCAGUUGGAACUGAGUCAAUUGAAGUGCAAAAUAUUUUAUAGCGCCUUUCAGCUGGGGAUGACAACUGAAAGCAAAUAACAGUGCUGGAUGGGCCCUUAUUUUGUCAGCAGGUACCAGUGCAAUAAUGCUGGUCCCAGCAAUGUUCCGUGCCCCACGGUAUUUUAUGUCCAGAGGACAAAGAAUUGCGUCAUCGUGUAAAUCUCCAGUUUGGGUUUCCCUGCGAUGGAACCACUCAAAACUCCGGCGUUACAAGGCUGUUAUUUUUGACAUGGGUGGAGUUCUGAUCCAGUCUCCAUACAGACUAGCUGCUGCCUGGGAACAGCAACACAAUCUUCCUGCUGGUUGCAUCUGGAAAGCUAUAUUAGGAUCUGGAGACAAGGGUGAUGGCUGGUACAGGUGCAUGCGAGGAGAGCUAACAUUGAAGGAGUUUGCAGACCUGUGCAGCAAAGAGAUCUUCACUGGAAGCCAAACCCCUGAUCCAAUCGGAGCCUUCUUAUCAGAGAUAGCCAGUCACCUGAUUGAGAAGCCCUGUCCGGCAAUGAGAGAAGCCAUCAUGUGCAUCAGGGCAGAGGGAUUGCGUACUGCUGUACUCACCAAUAACUUCUACCUCCACAAGAACCAGAGCUUCCUGCCUGUGGAGAAAUCUCUCUUUGAUGUGAUUAUCGAGUCGUGCCGGGAAGGAACUUGCAAACCAGACCCUAUGAUUUACACCCGGUGUCUGGAGCACUUAAAGGUCCGUCCUGAGGAAUCCAUCUUCCUAGACGACCUUGGGCAAAACUUGAAAACUGCGUCUCAGCUGGGAAUGCACACUAUUAAGGUUCAGGACAGUUCUGCAGCCCUGCAGGAGUUGGCAGACAUGCUGGGGUUCCCACUACAUGGGUAUGUGGAGGGCACGCGGGCUGUACGUCAGGGCAUGGAAAUUCCUGUGGACAAGCUGAAGGAAUAUCUCCAGACAGCUCUGGGGCAAAGCUCAAUGGAACCAUUGAGUCUGCGGCAGUUUACGCACGGACAGUCCAACCCCACAUACCACCUGCAGAGCGGUGACCGACAGCUGGUCCUGAGGAAAAAGCCACCUGGAAAACUGCUUCCAUCAGCUCACCUGGUGGAGCGAGAGUAUAGGGUGAUGAAAGCUCUUGCCGGGAUGGGAGUCCCUGUCCCAAAGCCACUGGCCCUCUGUGAGGAUCCCAGUGUUCUGGGCACCUCCUUUUACCUGAUGGAGUACUGCCCAGGACGCAUUUUUAAGGACCCAUCACUGCCGGGGUUAAACCCGAGUCAACGGAGAGAGAUCUACACAGCCAUGAACCGGACUCUCUGUCAGAUUCACCAGGUUAACAUCCAGGCUGCUGGGCUGGAGGAUUAUGGCAAAUACGGUAACUACAUUGAGCGUCAGGUGCGCACUUGGAGUAAGCAGUACAGAGCGAGUGAGACUCGAACGAUCCCGGCCAUGGAGAGGCUCAUACAGUGGCUCCCGGACCAUCUCCCCACACAAGAGACCACCACAGUUGUGCACGGAGAUUUCAGGCUGGACAACGUGGUGUUCCACCCUGACAAGCCGGAGGUGCUGGCUGUGUUAGACUGGGAACUGUCCACGCUCGGCGAUCCCCUCUCCGAUGUGACCUAUAAUUGUUUAGUGCACCAUCUGCCACCAGAUUUCCACCUCCUGAAGGGACUGAGUGAGUACGACUUGGCAGAGAUGGGAAUCCCAUCCGAUGAGGAAUACCUCUCUCUUUACUGUGAGAACAUGGGAAUCAGGUCUGUUGAAAAUUGGAAUUUCUACAUGGCCUUUGCCUUUUUCCGAAUUGCUGCCAUCCUCCAGGGUGUCUACAAGCGAUCACUACAAGGACAGGCAAGUUCAGCCGAGGCAGCAGGGGUUGGGAAGCUUGCUGAGGAAAUGGCUGACUUGGCUUGGGUGUUUGCCACAAAAGAAGGUUUCCGCAUCUUCAAAUCGAUUCCGACUGGAAACCCGGGAGUUCCGUUGAGGAGCUUCGCGACGUGGAGCAGGCAGAGUUCGUCAGCGACACAUGUAUCAUCCUCGUUUGAUAUCAAAGCCCCCAGACACCCAGCUGUAGCAAUGGCAUCUGCUCCCAAAGGUCAUCUGAUUGUUUCCGCUGAGAGUCUGCCUGUCCGGGUGCAGGAGUUACAUCGCACACUGAGUACCUUCAUGGACAAGCAGGUGCUCCCCUUGGAGCAGGAGUUGAGAGACUACCAGAGCUCUGACAAUCGAUGGAUCCCAAACCCCCACAUAGAAGAGCUAAAGAGGAAAGCUAGAGAGGACGGACUCUGGAACCUGUUUCUACCUCUGGAGGCGGAUCCCAAGAUCGAAUACGGAGCCGGAUUAACAAAUUUGGAGUUUGCUUACCUCUGCGAAGUCAUGGGCAGGUCACUGCACGCACCGGAGGUGUUUAACUGCUCGGCGCCAGACACGGGGAAUAUGGAGGUGCUGGUCCGAUAUGGGACCGAAUCACAGAAGAAACAAUGGCUCUUUCCACUGUUGGAUGGGAAAAUCAGAUCGUGUUUCGCCAUGACUGAGCCCCAGGUGGCCUCCUCGGAUGCUACAAACAUUGAAGCCUCAAUCGUCGAGGAUGGAGACUUUUACAUCCUCAACGGCCACAAAUGGUGGACCACAGGUGCCCUUGAUCCUCGCUGCAAACUCUGUGUGUUUAUGGGAAAGACCGAUCCCAAGGCUCCGCGACAUCGGCAGCAAUCCAUGGUUCUGGUUUCUAUGGAUACACCCGGGAUUCAGGUUCUCCGUGCCCUCUCCGUGUAUGGGAUGGAGGACCCGCCAGGAGGACAUGGGGAGCUGCUUUUUGAAAAUGUCCGUGUGCCGAAGGAAAACAUUCUGCUGGAGCCUGGCCGAGGGUUUGAAAUCGCCCAGGGUAGGCUGGGCCCCGGAAGGAUACACCACUGCAUGCGGCUCAUUGGCAAUGCAGAACGAGCAUUGGAACUCAUGAAAGAACGGGUGAAAACUCGAAAUGCUUUUGGGAAGCCACUCGCUGAGCAGGGCACUAUCAUGGCAGACAUGGCUCACUCCCGGGUUGAGAUCGAACAGGCACGGCUGCUGGUGCUGAAAGCAGCACAUCUCAUGGACACCGUAGGAAACAAGGCAGCUGCCCCUGAGAUCUCCAUGAUUAAACUCUUGGUGCCUAACAUGGCUUUGAAGGUCAUUGACCGUGCAAUUCAGGCAUUCGGAGGAGCGGGUCUCAGCAGUGACUACCCCCUGGCAGAGUACUUUGGCUGGGCUCGUGCCUUACGACUUGCUGACGGACCGGAUGAGGUUCACAGGACUGCCAUCGCCAAACUAGAAUUGAAACGUUGACACCCACAGAGAGUAGGUUUGGGACUGUGAUGAAUUAAAAUAGCCACAGGCUUUAAGGGACACUAAGCAUUUUACAGUACAAAGCGAAUCAUGAAAGUACGGUACUUGUAUUCUUCCUUUGAGUUUUGUUUUGGUUUAUUCAAAAAGACUCACCAAUAAUAACACUGAUUAUAUAAUGAUUACAUAUUUUCUCUCCUGAUGUCAUUCUGUAGAUGAGCACAUACGUUCACGAUCUUUCAAUAUAUUUUGUAACUGACAAUUUGGCCAUGUGGACUUGGUGUAUACGGAAUUUCUGAUAUAUUUACUUUGUGAAAAUAAAAGCUAUUAAAAUCUAUUUUUAAAGAAUAAAGGUGAUCCAGAGGAGUUCGGAACAAA